CAAUGAUUCUACAAAGUAACUUCACUCGAGCUGUCUGCCACAAUCGAAUCGUUACCAUGUGGACUUUACGUAUUCAAUGAACUUCUAACGAGAUUUCUCUCCGUUAGGCUAGCAGUAUUCUAUUGUCCUAUGGCUUACUGUCCGAAUCUGUCUCCCUGCCACUCUGGAGGCAUUAUAAAUAUACUCGAUACUAUGUUCACCUCCCUCUUCACAACUCUGAGGUUGCUCGGCGUACUGAUAUGAACUAUUUCACCCCACCUUGUCGCUUUUAUUUCACCUUCUCUAUUGAUGUGGCCGCAACUCUGGAGCUGUACUGCGACGGAGGCGACGAUGCUAUGCUGCAAAAGCUGUCUAGUCUAGAGAGCAGAAAGUACGCUGGUUACUGCAUAGAGAAAGACCCCUCAACCGAGGGGGAUAUCAAAUUUCAUACAAUCAGCAUUCGACCGGUACAACAGGGCCUCACGAAGCCUUACCCUCGAGAUUUUCCCCGUUCACGGCCUGCAAUGUGCAUUCCGAUCCUACCAGAGACAGCUCAUCCGCGAUUCAGGACCCCUCUGAAGCUUUCGAAGCCUUUGCCCUGGAGCAACUGCUACCAUCCCACCUGUUUCGAUAUUCGCGCGCGCGUACCGAAGGAAGUACGCAACUACCUUCAAACACCUCGACUACGGUCUCCAUCCCCUGCGCUCACCAAACCUCUCUUGCAGGAUGAGGAAUUCUACCACCUCCUUCGGGCUGGAGUCAACGAGGAUCGAAUCUUGAGAAUUCUCGACGGUAUAGAACAGUGUCCAGACAUAUGCAUGGACCCUCCAGACGACACUUCGGAGACUUGUAGAACCUUCCUAGCGAGGAUACCAGGCAUCGAUGAGCUCGAAGCGGACAAUGGAUUUAUACCAGUUCUUCGCAUCGACCAUAUCCUGACGAAUGUCCCAGAAAUAUCUGACCCGUCGGACCUUUGGGAAGACCGCAGUCUUUUUCGGAGAGUUGUGCGUGAGUAUCAACUUUCACGAUACGGACCAGUUCUUUUGGUAAGGCCAGAGGAACCGAUCCUUGAUGACACUCUAUCCAAGGAUGAUACCACUCUUGAGCCGUCUGAGGAUUCUAUGGAAGAUUUCGGUUCUGGAUCUGAUUUCUCGGAUACAUAUGGAGUUCGGUCGUUACCUGACUCGGAUGAGGUUUCUCAAACACUAUCCCAUAGACGAAAAGGAAAAUGGAAAAUCAAGUCACCGAUUAAACGGGCAAUCACCAAGUUCGCUAGGCUCGUGAGGUGGUAGCAGGCCUCUAGCAAGUCAUCAUCGCGUCCAUGACAGGCAGACUCGAUAUUUUACGACAACUUUCUUUCGAGAUUUCCGCGCGAUAUCUACUAUACUGGUGUUGUCGCAUUGUCCAUCGUCUUAUCGUCGAAAGCAACGUUAGUACUUGCAUCGAUCUCAUUGUGCCACAACACCGUCCUCGGAGACCGAUGAAUUUUUUGGGAUAGGAGUCGCUGAACUGAGUUCUUACAAUUAGCUGAAUAAAUACCACUACAUACCCUGUUCACGUGCAUGAGCAGUCGCUACG
This is a messenger RNA of Desarmillaria tabescens, 1557 nucleotides long. RefSeq lists its product as uncharacterized. Bases 240 to 1271 code for a protein of 343 amino acids. NCBI's taxonomy places the organism in Eukaryota, Fungi, Basidiomycota, Agaricomycetes, Agaricales, Physalacriaceae. The record is from RefSeq and is a predicted model, not a curated record. The transcript is spliced from 4 exons.